Ochotona princeps (American pika) is the source of this 1853-nucleotide messenger RNA. It is a transcript of the gene TMEM158, whose product is annotated as transmembrane protein 158. The record is from RefSeq and is a predicted model, not a curated record. Gene Ontology annotation, molecular function: peptide binding. The transcript has a single exon. Lineage: Eukaryota; Metazoa; Chordata; Mammalia; Lagomorpha; Ochotonidae. The coding region runs from base 370 to 1269 and encodes 299 amino acids.
CUCCCCCGAGUCCCGAGCCUUGAGCGCGGAGGGCGGGGAGGGGCGGGGCGCGAGGAAGGCGGAGCAGAGCCGGGGAAUCCUGCUCUGUGUUAGCGACGGGCCCGGGAAGAGAAGCUCGGCCGUCCGAGGACCCCGGCGGAGUGGCCGACGGGGAACCCCGGACGCAGCCGAAUCUGGAGGGAUCCUCGCGCCUAGCGAGUCGCCCUCCUCGCCUCCGCGCCGCCCCCGUGGGCUGGCAGGUUCCUGGCGAGGACGCGCUCCGCCCCGCCGUUCACUCCCGCGGCCCCGUCGUCCGCUCGCCGGCUCCAGCUUGCCCGCGCGCCAUGCAGCCGCCACCAGCCCCGUGCGCGUAGGCGCCCGCCGCAGGCCAUGCUGCCCCUGCUCGCCGCGCUCUUGGCCGCCGCCUGCCCGCUGCCGCCGGCUCGCGGCGGCGCCACGGACGCGCCGGACCUCCUCGGGGCGUCCCUCAACGCCUCGGCCAACGCGUCGUCCGCGGGCGAGCCCGUUGCCCGGCGCCCGCUGGCCUCGGCGGCCCCCGGGCAUCCCGAGCGCGCGGGCCCGGAGGAGGCGCCGGCGACCGCACCGUGCAAUAUCAGCGUGCAGCGGCAGAUGCUGAGCUCGCUGCUUGUGCGCUGGGGCCGCCCGCGGGGCUUCCAGUGCGACCUACUCCUUUUCUCCACUAACGCGCACGGCCGCGCCUUCUUCGCCGCCGCCUUCCACCGUGUCGGGCCGCCCCUGCUCAUCGAGCACCUGGGGUUGGCGGCUGGCGGCGCGCAGCAGGACCUGCGCCUGUGUGUGGGCUGCGGCUGGGUGCGCGGCCGGCGACCCGGCCGCCUCCGGCCCGCGGCGCCCGGCCCGGGCCCCACCGCCGGGACGCCCUCCGCGCUGCCCGCCUACUCCGCGGCUGAGCCCUCUGGGCCGCUGUGGCUGCAGGGCGAACCGCUGCAUUUCUGCUGCUUGGACUUCAGCCUGGAGGAGCUGCAGGGCGAGUCGGGCUGGCGGCUGAACCGCAAACCCAUCGAGUCCACGCUGGUGGCCUGCUUCAUGACCCUGGUCAUCGUCGUGUGGAGCGUGGCCGCCCUCAUCUGGCCGGUACCCAUCAUCGCCGGCUUCCUGCCCAACGGGAUGGAGCAGCGCCGGACCGCCGCCAGUGCGCCCGCCGCCGCCCCCGCCGCGGUGCCCGCGGGCACCACUACCGCCGCCGCCGCCGCCGCUGCUGCCGCCGCUGCCGCCGCCGCGGCCGUCACCUCGGGGGUGGCGACCAAGUGACCGCGCCACGCCCGCGGGUGCCUUGCCUCCCGAACGCCGGCCGGGGUUCUUCGUGCUGUGGUUUUUGUUCGUCUGCCCUUUCCGGGAGGGGGCCGCUGGAGAGGCCCCCCGCGUGGUGGGAAAGCGAGGUUUGUGCUGUGCUCCUGGCUUCAGGCGGGAGCCCUUGGACGGGACGGGAAGGAGAGAAAUGGGGCCCUUUCCCCCCUUGUUGCGUCCCCUGCCCCGCCUCCCUGCCUUGACUCCCAGCAGAAAAUGACCAAAUCCUGUGUAUUUGUUUUCUAUAUUUAAUAACCGUUUUAAAUGACAGUUUUAGUAAAAAAAAAAAAAAACCAAAACAAAAAGAUUACCUUGCUAUUGCUAUAGUCAGAAGAGCUCUUUGUAUCCGAACACAGUUGUAUUUGAAGUUUGUUUUUUAAUUUAUUUGAGGGGGCGGGGUGUGGGCAGGAUUUCACACUUGUUACCGCUGAGUCUCGGACUCCUAGAAACCUUUUCCAAGCCGAUCCCCAGUGACGUGGCCUGGUGGGCGUUUCUUCUUGUACUCUAUGUGAUUUUUUUGGCCUUUAAUACAGACAUUUUCCUCCAGA